GUUUAGCAAAAUAAAACGCAAAGUGGAAUAGCAUUGAGCAUACCGUAUCAUAUCAGUGCCAACGUCACUUAGGGCUAUCACAUUGGACAUAGUUGAGGCCCCAGCAUAGCAACAUACGCUACCAUAGUAUCAUCAAACACAGCAACAACCAUAACAACAAGAUCACAGAUCGUCAAGCAUAAUAAUAAGACAUCUACCGUACUGAAAGUAGUGAUGUUGCUAUGGCAACAAUAUAAUAUACUUGUGCUACAAAAUAUCUAGUCAACGUUCUCUAGCAACAGAGUAUAACCAAUAGCAACAAUGGCAGAAUUGAUAAAUUUACCUCCUCUGAAGACAGAAACAAUCCAAAAUGAUGCACAUAGAGAUAAUGAAGUUAUGAGAGCAAUCCUUGAACGAAUAUCAAAAAACCUCGAAGACAAUACGAAAGCAAUAAAAGCACUAGCCAAGAGUGGUAGUGCUAGCCUAGGAAGAGAUGGCUCUGCAAUUAGUAAGAAACCCAACAAAGAUAUUGAUGAAAUCGAACGAGAAGACAAGGUACCAGUGGAAAUCAGAGUAUGUUUUCUGAAGAUCGUGGAUGUAAACACCCUUAAGCAAGUGUUUGUGGCAGACAUAUUCAUACAGGCCAAAUGGACGGAGCCAGAAUUAAAUAAUAAAACAGACAGUGAACUGGAGGAUUUAGACGUUGAAGAGUGUUGUUGGACUCCGAAGAUUCUGGUGAGAAACAUUGAUGGGGAACCUGAUGAAAUCACUACUUGGUACAGAUGUCGACGGGAUCCCGAAGGUGGUCACCCUGUAGUGUAUCAAAGACAGAGAAUAAAAGGAACCUUUAUCGAGACUCUGGAAUUGAAAGACUUUCCCGUGGACGUUCAGGAAUUGACCCUCCAGGUAUCGACAGAGAGAUCAGAAGUGGAGGUUGAGUUGAUGGAAGAUAAGAAAGAGUUGUCUUCAAUAAACGUGGACACAUUCAUGGACCAACAGGAAUGGAACGUCUAUGAGCACGUAGAAUCAGAGUUAGUCCCCACUACGACUGAAUUUAGUAAUUCCAAGUUCAAGCAUCCCAAAUUAAAUCUCAUGUGUCAUGUUAGUCGGAAACCUGGCUAUUUCUUCUGGAACAUUUUUCUCAUCAUGUUUAUGAUCACAAGUCUGACGUUCGUCGUGUAUGCAAUCGACAUUGAGGUCCCCCAAGGACGACUUAACGUGAAUCUCACCCUCCUUCUUACAGCCGUUGCCUUCAAAUUUGUCUGUGCACAGAAUCUCCCCACGAUAUCAUACCUCACUUUUCUGGACAUCUAUAUCCUCACCUGUAUGGUGUUCCUCGUCAUUCAAGGGACUAUGGUUGCCGUCAUUACCGUAUUUUCCAAUAACGGGGACACUGAAACGACGGCCAUUGUUGAUAUGUACACCAUGUUCAUUCUACUUGGAUGUCACGUGUUGUUUAAUCUUACAUUUGGGUUAUUCAUGAUCAUCUCGAGGUACAGACGAAACAGGGAGAUGGAAUCGAAAGACAAACUGUAUCUGGAAUGCAAAAAUCACAAAGACAUCGAGGCUGAGAAAUCGCGGUUGAAGGCCGGAAAGAGGACAAAUAGUGUUCAACCAAUCAACGAUAUUCAACCAAUCAACGAUGAGAAAUACCUUCUCGCUACUGAUGCUGUUUAGGAAUUAAAAGAAUCAUUGGAACUUUCAUACUAGAUUUAGUCCCGGGAUUUAGUCCAUACCAAUGGAAGAAUCAUUGGAAUCAUUGAAACUAGAAAACAGCAUGUCCACGGAGUAGCAAAUCCCACCGAACAAAACGUGUUUUGAUAAAUAGCGGCCAUCUUGAUAAUUAUUUUUGAACAGAACUCCUUUUUUCCACGUUUCAGCAUAUAAACUUUGAACCAAGUCCUUCUGCUGAUAUUUGAGUUAUCAAAGUUUAUGUUUUUACUCAAAAUGAUGGCCGUUUCAGCUGCCAUCUUGAUGAUACUUUCUUGACCAGAGUUCCUUUGUCCCAAGGCAUCAGCGUAUACAAUU
This is a messenger RNA of Owenia fusiformis, 2007 nucleotides long. NCBI's taxonomy places the organism in Eukaryota, Metazoa, Annelida, Polychaeta, Sabellida, Oweniidae. The record is from the annotation of a GenBank genome assembly.